UGAUGACGCAGCGAGCGGGAGAGGCGGGGCCAGCUGUUGGCGCUGUCAAGCCUCGCUCCGAGCGCGCGGGGGGCGGCGGAGAACAUCGAGGAGGUGCUGGCAGGAACCUGUCUGUUGCUGCACAACAAAAAUGUUUCACUUAAGGACUUGUGCUACUAAACUAAGGCCACUGACAGCCUCACAGACUGUUAAGACAGUUUCUCAGAACAAACCAGCAGCACCAAGGACGUUUCAACAGAUCAGGUGCUACAGUGCACCUGUUGCUGCUGAGCCAUUUUUGAGUGGGACUAGUUCAAAUUAUGUGGAGGAAAUGUACUAUGCUUGGUUGGAAAAUCCAAAAAGUGUACAUAAGUCAUGGGACAUAUUCUUUCGCAAUGCCAAUGCUGGAGCUGCUCCAGGUACUGCUUACCAAAGCCCCCCUCCAUUAAAUACCAGCCUAUCAACACUGACACAUGCACAGUCUUUGGUUCAAGCACAGCCAAAUGUAGAUAAGCUGGUGGAAGAUCAUCUUGCAGUCCAAUCACUUAUUAGGGCAUAUCAGAUUCGAGGGCAUCAUGUAGCCCAGCUCGACCCAUUGGGCAUCUUGGAUGCUGAUCUGGACUCUUCCAUUCCAGCCGAUAUUAUCAGUUCCGCAGACAAACUGGAUCUUGCUGUAUUCAAGGAGCGGCUGAGAGUGCUAACAGUAGGAGGGUUUUAUGGCCUAGAUGAAUCAGACCUUGACAAAGUCUUUCACUUGCCUACUACGACUUUCAUUGGAGGAAAUGAGUCUGCUCUUCCGCUUCGGGAAAUCAUCCGCCGUUUGGAGAUGGCUUACUGUCAGCACAUUGGAGUAGAAUUCAUGUUUAUUAAUGAUCUUGAGCAAUGUCAGUGGAUAAGACAGAAAUUUGAAACGCCUGGUGUCAUGCAGUUCUCUAAUGAGGAGAAGCGCACCCUGCUGGCCAGACUAGUGCGUUCAACCAGGUUUGAGGAGUUCCUGCACAGAAAGUGGUCUUCUGAGAAGCGGUUUGGUUUGGAAGGCUGUGAGGUUCUGAUUCCUGCUUUAAAGACAAUAAUUGACAAGUCAAGUGAGAAAGGAGUGGAUUAUGUUAUCAUGGGAAUGCCCCACAGAGGGCGUCUGAAUGUCCUUGCCAAUGUUAUCAGAAAAGAAUUGGAGCAAAUUUUCUGCCAGUUUGAUUCUAAACUAGAAGCUGCGGAUGAAGGUUCAGGGGAUGUAAAGUACCACUUGGGAAUGUAUCACCGAAGGAUUAACCGUGUCACUGACAGGACCAUCACUCUUUCACUGGUUGCAAAUCCUUCUCACUUGGAGGCUGCUGAUCCUGUUGUUCAGGGCAAAACAAAGGCGGAACAGUUUUACUGUGGGGACACUGAAGGGAAGAAAGUGAUGUCAAUCCUUUUGCAUGGAGAUGCUGCUUUUGCUGGUCAAGGGAUCGUUUACGAGACUUUCCAUUUGAGUGACCUGCCUUCCUAUACAACACAUGGGACAGUUCAUGUAGUGGUGAAUAACCAGAUUGGUUUCACUACUGAUCCUCGUAUGGCCCGUUCUUCUCCAUACCCAACUGAUGUGGCUCGUGUAGUUAAUGCACCCAUUUUCCAUGUCAAUGCUGAUGAUCCAGAGGCUGUGGUGUAUGUGUGCAAUGUGGCAGCUGAAUGGCGAAGUACUUUCCACAAAGAUGUAGUGGUGGAUCUGGUGUGCUACAGGCGAAAUGGGCAUAAUGAGAUGGAUGAGCCAAUGUUCACUCAGCCAUUGAUGUACAAGCAGAUCCGAAAGCAGAAGCCUGUGCUACAGAAGUAUGCUGAAACACUGAUUUCACAAGGAGUAGUAAAUCAGCCGGAAUAUGAGGAGGAAAUUUCCAAGUAUGACAAAAUCUGUGAAGAGGCUCAUGCCAGGUCCAAGGAUGAAAAAAUCCUUCACAUCAAGCAUUGGUUAGAUUCACCAUGGCCUGGUUUCUUCACUCUGGAUGGCCAACCUCGGAGCAUGACUUGUCCUUCUACUGGCUUGAAUGAAGAAGAUUUGGUCCAUAUAGGAAAGGUGGCCAGCUCAGUUCCUGUUGAAAAUUUUACCAUUCAUGGGGGUUUAAGUAGGAUUCUAAAAACACGUGGAGAGAUGGUUGCCAAUAGGACUGUAGACUGGGCCUUAGCAGAAUAUAUGGCAUUUGGCUCACUUCUUAAAGAAGGAAUCCAUAUUCGGCUGAGUGGACAAGAUGUUGAAAGAGGAACAUUCAGCCAUCGGCACCAUGUCUUGCAUGAUCAGAAUGUUGACAAGAGAACCUGUAUUCCCAUGAAUCAUCUGUGGCCAAAUCAAGCUCCUUAUACUGUCUGCAAUAGUUCUCUCUCAGAAUAUGGAGUCCUAGGAUUUGAGCUAGGCUUUGCGAUGGCCAGUCCCAAUGCUUUGGUGUUAUGGGAAGCUCAGUUUGGUGACUUCCACAAUACAGCUCAAUGUAUAAUUGACCAGUUCAUCUGCUCUGGGCAGGCCAAGUGGGUGAGGCAAAAUGGCAUUGUACUUCUUCUUCCCCAUGGCAUGGAGGGCAUGGGCCCUGAGCAUUCUUCUGCUCGACCAGAACGAUUCCUGCAAAUGUGCAAUGAUGAUCCAGAUGUCUUCCCGAAACUGGAUGACUUUGAUGUGCGCCAGCUCUACGACUGCAAUUGGAUUGUCGUGAACUGCUCCAGCCCAGCAAACUUUUUCCACGUUGUGCGGAGGCAAAUACUUCUCCCCUUCCGGAAACCACUGAUAGUCUUCACUCCAAAGUCAUUGUUGCGUCACCCCGAAGCUCGGUCCAGCUUUGACGAAAUGCUGCCAGGCACCCAUUUCCAUCGUGUCAUCCCGGACACUAGUCUGGCAGCGCAGAACCCAGAACAGGUCAAGCGAGUUCUCUUCUGCACUGGCAAAGUCUAUUAUGAACUCACUCGAGAGCGGAAGGCACGGAAUAUGGAAGCAGAUGUGGCCAUCACAAGGGUAGAGCAGCUGUCGCCAUUCCCUUUUGACCUCCUGCUGAAGGAAUUCCAUAAAUACCCCAAUGCAGACCUAGUUUGGUGUCAGGAAGAGCACAAAAACCAAGGAUAUUAUGAUUAUGUGAAGCCUAGACUCCGCACAACCAUUGACCGUGCAAAGCCAGUGUGGUACGCUGGCCGAGAACCUGCUGCUGCCCCAGCGACAGGCAACAAAAAAAAUCACUUGACCGAACUGCAGCGCUUGCUAGACACUGCCUUCAACCUCGACUCUUUCAAGGGCUUGUCUUAGAUCCACCUGGACCUGGUUCUCUCCCAGCACCCUGUGUUUGUGGUGUUUCUGUCUAUCACUUCCUUUCUGUGUCCUUAACUAUAGACCUUGUAAACUAACUUAAGGAGUCUGUUAUUAACCUCUCCUUGCUGUUAAAGAAGUACCCCAUCAACAAUCCCUGUCUGGAUAUUUGUGUUAAGUUUUCUGAGUGUUGCUGCAGCUCAAAUUUUCUGGAGCAGUGUGGGUUCACUCCUGCACAAACCCCUGGAGCAAUCCUGCUUUACUGCUCCAGGAUGAGAGCUUUGAAGGGACUAAUAUUUGCCUUCCAAAGGAACCUCUGGAGGGAAGCUAUGGUGGCUUUCAGUUAAUGCCUGAUUCUUGAUUUUAAUCCCAAAAUGAAUCUGGAGCUGGCACUGCUUUUGGGCCCAGCAAGUAGCGAGACAAAUUAUGAUUCUCAUCCCCCUUUCUGCUCAAGAUAGGUUUGAUCUGGUAUAACACUUGCACUGAACCUUUUUCCUUAAGCUCCACACCUCUGACACUGAAAAUCCUGGUUCACAGCCUGUUCUACUGCUGCCAUUUAGCAACUAGUAUUGUCUUUACUAAACAUACAGACACGGCUCCUUGAGGGAUUUUUUUUGGAAGCCUUGUUCCUUUUCAUGAAGGAAGCAGAGUAAUCUGCAAGGCACAGACUCAGUUUCUUGUUUUACAAAAUUGUAACUCUUACUAAUUCAAAUCACAUUCUGGAUGAGGACCUGUUGGAUAUUGGAAUCUAACACAUUUUUUUACAUAGUCUCCAUAGCCAUAACUAUAUGGGCCUUCAGCUUCACUUAGCUUUCAGCUCUGACUCUGCAUCUAGAAAAGAGUACACCUGAAAAUUACAAAAAUUCAUUGGGUUCUAAUGUCCCUUCUAAGAAAACGUAUAGAUGCUUAGCUCUUCUUUUGGCUCUGUAAUUCUAUAUCACCAGUAAAAGUUGCUUUUUUCUGUUCUGUCCCUUGAGCAGAAAGACAAUCUUUUUUUCCCCUCACAGUGUAUACCACCCAUUUUUCCCCAAAUUUCAGGCAAAGAUGGUCAACAUUUGCUUUACACUCAUUUAAUUUGGGGGGUAUAAUUCUUUCACAGCAUUUACUUGGGGGUUUAGCAAUGCUUUAAGAAGUACUUGUAUAUAUGGGAAUGACAGAUUUAAAAAGUCUGAAAAUCCACUUUUUGCCCAUAUAAUACUUUAAUUUGAAGAAACCUGGAUCAUAACUUGUGUCAUGCUAUUGAUAUACAGCCACAAGUAAUUUUUCAGUCAUGGUUUCUAUCAUGUGUAAGGUUUUCUGUGCACACAGAUACAUGGGUCAAUAGAUUGAUAUAUAUAUACACACCCCCACACACACACACAGUUUCUGAAAUACCAUUUAACCUAUGUUGUCUUAGUAUUAUGGGCAUAAACUGUAAACAGAGGUUAGAUCUUGUGCACUUUUGAUUGGAGAAACAACUCAUAUUGCCUCUUCACUGUACAAUUAAUGCCAUUGGUCUUUGCCAUUUCACUUCUGAUGAGUGAAAUCAGUUACACUUGAGGGCUUAAAACAAAGAAGUUGGGAAGUAAUUCCAAACAUCCAUUCUGUCAGUAUCUCCAACUUGGUUUGUCCUUGUCUUCUACCUUUUGGAGGUUUCCCAGGCACUGAGUUUCCUUGGCUUUUUCAGCACAUACUUUGCUAUAUAAAGGUAGUAGCAUUCUAAGAGUACUGAAGGGAUUCCACCUAAACCUGAAAGUUUCUACUUCUUAAUUGAAGCACGCAAUGGAAAAUUUAGAUUGGCUUUACUUGUGCCAAUGUUCCCUCUCAUCCACCUAAAGUCCAAAGCUCAAGAACCAUCACUGUUCAACAUGAGCACACAUAUCCUUUGUGGCAGGGACUAAUACUGUUGUUCAGCACCUUUUACCCAUUCGAGAACUGGUGGCUGCUCCCAGGUAAUGGGGUUGUAACUGCCAGCAGUUAAAUGUACCUCAGUGAUUUGGUUGAGGACAACAGCAAAAGACUUUCUUGGCCAAGGCUGUUCAUGUGGUAAAAUCCUGAAACCAGUAGUGCCUGCUUUGGACUUGAAAUGCAGCACAUGCAGUUUUGCUUUUUCUUCUAUGUAUGAACGGGUUCUGUACUGAUCUCCUAAGCUUCUAAAUGGCAUGGUUCUAUCCUAUGUCAGUGUUCCAUACCUACAUACAUGCAUACACAAAGGCUGUGCAUGCCUUGAAGAUCAUUUGGAAUGCCUCAGACCUUGCCCAAGCACAAUGCCUCGUUGCUGUUUAUUAAAUCCUCAUGUCUUUUUCAAGUUUCCACAUGUAAGUCUGAAACAAAGAUGUGGCUUCUUUAAGAGGAACAUUACCCUCAAUGAGUUGGAUGUACCUUUGUCAAGCUUGCCUAGAUGCCUGGAAAAAAAAAGAUAGGCAAUGUUAAGGAAUAGCAGAGAAGAGCUGUGUUCUUGCCAGUUCCAGAGCACUUCUGAAUUAUUUCAGACCAUGCACAGCCCAGAGAGAAUAAGAGAUUCCUGGUUGCUGCCUUCAGUGGGAUAUGCCCAACAUAGGUUCCAUCUGGUUAAAUUCUGGGCAUGGCCCAAAAGUGCAGCUUCUGUCAUGCCACCAUUUUUGUGUGCUGCCAGCCGUACUGAAAGAGUGAGCCAUCUUAUGAAUAAAGACUUUAUAUAUCUCUGCUGCUUUGCUAGUGGAAACAGCAUGUUCCAAGCAAUUCUGGCCAUUGAGACAGGUUUUGUCUGGUUACUCCAAAUGAUGGUGCAGUGUAUGUUCUUUUAGCUCUGCAAAAGAAGAAAGGGGGGGGGGGGAAAUGCUGGUGUGCCUAGCUUUUGCCAAAGCCAGAGACUGGUGAGGGAGAAGGUUUGACUGUUCUGGACCAGCUCUGUUCUGGAUCUCCUGUCACCUCACAGCCUGACUUAUUUAUUUUGGUUUUAAAAUAAAAUCAAACUGAGAUGUGUUUGGCUUAUACAAUAAAGCCUGAACUUCUGGCUAAA
Python bivittatus (Burmese python) is the source of this 6218-nucleotide messenger RNA. RefSeq names its product oxoglutarate dehydrogenase (gene OGDH). Gene Ontology annotation, biological process: tricarboxylic acid cycle. Gene Ontology annotation, cellular component: mitochondrion; oxoglutarate dehydrogenase complex. Gene Ontology annotation, molecular function: oxoglutarate dehydrogenase (succinyl-transferring) activity; thiamine pyrophosphate binding. Lineage: Eukaryota; Metazoa; Chordata; Lepidosauria; Squamata; Pythonidae. The record is from RefSeq and is a predicted model, not a curated record.